Messenger RNA from Chilo suppressalis (striped riceborer), 4303 nucleotides. The record is from the annotation of a GenBank genome assembly. Lineage: Eukaryota; Metazoa; Arthropoda; Insecta; Lepidoptera; Crambidae.
CAACAGCCCUAAUGUCGUGAAUUUGUGAAUGAUUGAGUUCGUUGAGGCGCAAUUUAUUCAGUGUAUUCGUAGUAGAUAGGAUUAAUUUACACAAUGUCUAAUAUAUCACUUGAUAAAGACACAUUUUUUCGUCGCAUGAAAAAAUUUUAUGCGGCGUGGAAGGCAGCUGCAGCAGACCCUAAAAGCGACGAUGCCUUGGCUAAAAUUGAUUGCCUCGUUUCAUGUGUUGGAGUCGACGAAGAUACACUUUAUAGCAAGUCAACAGCGUUACAGACAUGGCUAUUUGGAUACGAGCUACCAGACACUAUUACAGUCCUCACAGAAAACAGUAUGUGUUUUCUUGCAAGCAAAAAGAAAAUUGAAUUCCUUAGACAGAUUGAAAAUGGAAAAGAUGAAACAGAACUACCUCAAGUUAAAUUACUCAUAAGAGACAGAAAUGACAAAGACAAAGAAAACUUUAAUAAACUUAUACAAGAGAUUAAAAAAUCAAAAUCUGGUAAAAAUCUUGGUGUAUUCGCUAAGGACAACUACCCUGGAGAGUUUUGUGAAAGUUGGAAAGCUGCCAUGAAAGCAGAAAAGUUUGAAAAUGUAGACAUAAGCUCCUCUAUAGCUUUACUUACAGCACCCAAGGAAGAUCCCGAAAUCAUAACAGUUAAAAAAGCUUGUCUUGUCACAGUUGAUGUUUUUACCAAAUAUUUAAAAGAUCAAAUCAUGGAAAUAAUUGAUUCAGAUAAGAAAGUUAAACAUUCUAAACUUGCUGAAGGUGUUGAAGCAGCAAUUUCUGAUAAAAAAUAUGUCACAGGAGUUGACACAAGUCAAGUGGACAUGUGCUAUCCACCCAUAAUACAGUCUGGUGGGAACUACAGCCUCAAAUUUAGUGCAGUUUCUGACAAAAAUCACUUACACUUUGGAGCAAUUGUUUGCUCUUUAGGUGCUAGAUAUAAAUCAUAUUGUUCGAAUAUAGUCCGCACAUUGUUGGUAAAUCCCACAGAUGAUAUUCAAAGUAAUUAUAACUUUUUACUGAAUGUGGAGGAAGAGGUGAUGAAACAUCUCGUGGCUGGUGCAAAAUUGUCAACAGUUUAUGAAGCCGGCUUAGCGUUAGCUAAAAAGGAAAAGCCUAAUUUGGUAGACAAUCUCACAAAAAGUUUUGGAUUUGCAAUGGGUAUUGAGUUUCGGGAGAGUUCUAUUGUAAUUGGUCCAAAAACUACAAUAACUGCUAAGAAAGGGAUGAUAUUCAAUAUCAACAUUGGUUUGUCAAACUUAACAAACAGUGCUGCUACUGAAAAGGAAGGAAAGACGUAUGCCCUAUUUAUUGGUGACACGGUCCUAGUUAAUGAAGAGCAGCCGGCUUCACUUCUCACACAAUCUAAGAAGAAAAUCAAGAACAUUGGAAUCUUUUUGAAAGACGAUGAUGAGGAGGAGGAAGAAGAGAAGGAGAAUAAGACUGAAAUACUUGAAAACGGAGGCAGAGGUAAAAGAACCGCUGUCAUUGAAUCUAAGCUGCGUACCGAGCAUUCCUCUGAAGAGAAACGUAAGGAACAUCAAAGAGAGUUAGCCAUAGCGUUGAAUGAGAAAGCCAAGGAGCGUUUGGCGAAACAGUCCAGUGGUAAAGACAGUGAAAAGAUCAGAAAAAGUACUGUUUCCUACAAAAGUGUGAGUCAGAUGCCACGGGAAAAUGAAGUUAAGGAAUUGAAGCUGUAUGUAGAUCGUAAAUAUGAGACAGUAAUCCUGCCCAUAUUCGGGGUGCCCGUACCAUUCCACAUAUCCACCAUAAAGAACAUCUCGCAGUCAGUGGAGGGAGAUUACACUUACCUUAGGAUAAACUUCUUCCACCCCGGAGCUACCAUGGGUAGGAAUGAAGGUGGUAAUUACUCACAACCGGAUGCAACUUUUGUUAAAGAGGUCACAUAUCGAAGUACAAACACAAAAGAGCCUGGUGAAAUAUCACCGCCUUCGUCAAACCUGAACACAGGCUUCCGGCUCAUAAAGGAAGUGCAGAAGAAAUUCAAAACGCGAGAAGCGGAAGAGAGGGAGAAGGAAGACUUGGUUAAACAAGACACUCUAGUGCUCUCCCAGAGUAAAGGCAACCCGAAACUAAAAGAUCUGUACAUUAGGCCUAAUAUCGUUACUAAAAGGAUGAGUGGAUCACUAGAGGCUCAUUCCAACGGCUUCAGAUUCACAUCAGUGAGAGGAGAUAAAGUGGACAUAUUAUAUAAUAACAUCAAGAACGCGUUCUUCCAACCUUGUGACGGCGAGAUGAUCAUACUCCUACAUUUCCAUUUGAAACAUGCCAUUAUGUUUGGUAAAAAGAAGCAUGUGGACGUCCAAUUCUACACGGAAGUAGGUGAAAUAACUACAGAUUUGGGUAAACACCAGCACAUGCAUGACAGAGACGAUUUGGCGGCGGAACAGAGCGAACGAGAACUGCGACACAAACUUAAAGUAGCGUUCAAGAGCUUCUGCGAGCGAGUGGAGAAUAUGACCAAACAGGAGGUGGAGUUUGAUACACCAUUCAGAGAGCUCGGUUUCCCCGGCGCGCCGUUCCGCAGCACAGUACUCUUACAACCCACUUCAGGCGCGUUAGUCAACCUCACAGAAUGGCCGCCAUUCGUCAUCGCCCUAGAAGACGUCGAAUUAGUACAUUUUGAAAGAGUACAGUUCCACCUGAAGAACUUCGAUAUGGUCUUCGUGUUUAAAGAUUACGCGAAGAAGGUUGCUAUGGUGAAUGCUGUGCCCAUGAAUAUGUUGGAUCACGUGAAGGAGUGGCUCAACUCGUGUGACAUUCGCUACUCAGAGGGUAUCCAAUCUCUCAACUGGGGCAAGGUUAUGAAGACUAUCACUGAUGACAUCGAAGGCUUCUUUGACAAUGGAGGCUGGUCCUUCUUAGACCCGGAGUCUGAAGAAGAGAAUGCUGCACAGGAGGAAGAUUCGGAAGAAGAAGAUGACGCGUACGAACCGACGGACGCGGAGUCGGAAGAGGAAUCGGAGGACGAUUCUGAGUACGAUUCCGAAGCCUCCGACGAAUCCGAUGUAUCCGGUGACAGCGAAGGAGAGGAAGACGAAGAAUCAGGCAAAGAUUGGUCAGAUCUAGAGCGGGAAGCCGCCGAGGAAGACAAGAAGGAACGCAAUUACGAUCGCGAAGACUUCGACCGCAAACGCAAGGGCGGACGGGAUCCGAACCGCGGUCGAUACGAUGAAGACGAGAACAGAUCUAAAAAGGGGAAACAUGACAAACCUGCCCAUAAAGGUUCCCAUAAGAGUUCGCACAAGAGCCCACAUAAAAGCCCUUCCAAGCAUGCACACUCCAGUCCGUCUAAGAGUCGCGACAAGCAUAAGUCGUCUCACGGCAGCGAUAGACACAGCAAAUCCAACGGAGAUCACAAGAAGCACGCCGAUAAAUCGCACAAACGGUCGCGCGACGACAGUCGCGACCACGACCGCUCGCCCAAGAAAGCUAAGAAAUAAGCUGUUUGUGAUAAGGAAAUGUUUGAGAAUAACGGGUUUAACUGACCUCACAGGUCCGCGAAUCAAUCUCUUUAAUUUUACAUCCACUGUCCGUCUCCAUAAUGUUCAAAAUCUGGUUGCCUGAAUGUGUAUGUAUGUAAUUGUAGAUUUAUUAAUAAUUCCAGCGAUAAUUGUAAUUUAAAUUAUAGCAAACACAAAUAAAUGUAAGGAUUUAUUAUUAAGAUGUUUCAUUUAUUCUUGCGUCAUACCUAAUCAUAAAUAACAGGAACAUAAAGUUCAACAACUAAAUUACAAAGCAAUACUCAACUGAUCAAAAAGCUUUACAACCACAGAACAGAGAUAAAAACAAAUUACUCUUAAUAUUUAGAAAGAUAGCUUUAAGGAAUGCUUUAAUUAACUAAACAAUUUAUUUAAGACCAAACUAAUAAAAAUCUUUUCUGCAAAUUUGUAGUCUCUGUUCUGUGAUCACAACGUAAUUGAUGGAUAUAAUCACAUUGUACAUUAUUUACAAAAAAAAAAAAUACAAAUUAUCUACAUAAAUUAAUUAAUAUAAAUUAUCUACAUUUUAGUAGAAUUGAUUAGUUCAAUUUGCAGGUAGUUCUAUUUCAGACUCUUGCGCAGCGACGACGGGUCCCCUUGGCAAAACUGUUAUUCUCUUGGAAUCGGGCAAUUUGCUAAUGUCCUGUGCCUUCGAUAAAUCUUUCUGUUCUUGAGUGUCGCUCGAACUCCAAUACUUCUUAUUAACUAGCAUAAGUAACAUCAAUGCUGGCAAGUGUACCAGAGAGAACCUAAAUAAUUUUCUAGAACUGGCGCUGUCUGAUUUUUGGUAAAAUUGCCA